UGAAGAUCUCAACACCACCGCAUGUCUCUGCAACAACUGCCGAGUGAAGCCAAACCGCUUUGAGCCCCAAACUUUUACGAGUUCUCGAAGAGAAAGAAAAAAGAAGCAGAUCUUUUACGCAUCAUGUUAGUUUGCUGAAGACGCGCGCAAAGCACGCACGCGAGAGCGCACCUCUUCGGAGAAGAUGGAUUGUAAGAAAAAGUUCGAGGCGACUCCUGCUCCGUUCUGCUGAGUCUCUCUCCGGGGUAGGACGGGGUGGUAAUGCCGUGCAAACUCUGCGUCUUUCCAAACUUUUCUUAACUCGGUUCAUGGAGUUUCGCGUCAAGUCCGGAGAGGCUCGUUUGCGCGUUGUGCCCUCAAUGGUGGUGCCAGCUUAGUCCUAGUUUACGGGAAUCCGACUCCAGGCAAAGUUUUCCUCGGACAAAAAAAGAACUUCGGUUUCGACGUGAGAAGAGACGGCGGUGGAGGUUGAGACAAAAAUUGAAGAGCAGCAUGGAGACUUCAGCUCCAACAGCCACUGAGAAGAAGGAGUGUAAGGGCUCGGGUCUGGAUGGAAGCAGCUUCUCAGAACUCCCAAAAAAGCCCUCCCCCACCACACUGAGCAGAGGUUCCCACCACCUCUUCCCCACGUUUCACGCACCCAUCCCCAUCGACAUGAGACACCACGAGGGGCGGUACCAUUAUGAGCCACACCCACUCCAUGCUAUGCAUGGACCUCCAGGACUGACCGGCAGUCCAGUCAUCUCAGACAUUUCCCUGAUCCGUCUAUCACCCCACGCUGCAGCCGGGACGGGCGAGUCACCUUUCAGCCCACCACAUCCUUACGUCAGCCCCCACAUGGAGCACUACCUACGCUCGGUACAUGGUAGCCCCACCCUCUCCAUGAUCUCAGCUGCCCGAGGACUGAGCCCUGCUGAAGUGACCCAUGAACAUUUGAAGGACCGUGCCCUGUUUAGUCUCCCCCCUCCUCCACCGGGGGCCAACCCCACAGAGUACUACCACCUGAUGGCCAGUGCCAGUCAGCGAAGUCCCUACGGUGACCUGCUGAUGCAGAGCAGUGCUGCAGCAGCGGCGGCAGCAGCAGCAGCAGCAGCUGCAGCUCAUCUACCGGACUACAUCAGCCCCAUGGAUGUGUCACGUUUUUCCAGCCCACGGUUGACGCCCCGGGUGAGCAGGAAGAGGGCACUGUCUAUCUCUCCGUUGUCAGAUGCCAGCAUUGACCUACAGACCAUGAUCCGCACCUCGCCCAACUCCCUAGUGGCCUACAUCAACAACUCCCGCUCCAGCUCAGCUGCUAGCAGCUCCUAUGGGCACCUGUCAGUCGGAGGGAUCAGCCCCUCGUUCAGCUUCCCUCAUCCCAUCAACCCAGUGGCGUACCAGCAGCUGUUGUCCCAGCAGAGGGGUCUCAACGCCUUCGGCCACACGCCUCCUCUCAUUCAGCCGUCACCAUCCUCUUUCUCUGCUCGCCAGCACCCCCUCACUGCUUCGCCUUUGUCCACCUCCCACAACAGCUCCAACUCUGAGGCAAACCAGAAUGCCAGUGGAGACCCAGCAGUGAGCAGCACAGUCAACCCACUUACUACAAAGAGAUCAAAGGUUAAGACCGAAGCAGAAGGUCCUCUACCCAUCUCACCGACCUCUCAGGACCAUGGUGGAGGGAUCUUGGACUUGAGCGAGGAUCUGGAUAAAGAUGAAUGCAAGCAGGAGCCUGAGGCCAUCUAUGAGACCAACUGCCACUGGGAGGGCUGUACCAAGGAGUAUGACACCCAGGACCAACUUGUCCAUCACAUCAACAACGACCACAUCCACGGUGAGAAGAAGGAGUUUGUAUGUCGCUGGGAAGAGUGUUCGCGCGAGCAGAAACCCUUCAAGGCUCAGUAUAUGCUGGUGGUCCACAUGAGGCGACACACAGGGGAGAAGCCGCAUAAAUGCACAUUUGAGGGAUGCUCCAAAGCUUACUCUCGCCUGGAAAACCUCAAGACCCACCUGAGGUCCCACACCGGAGAGAAGCCGUAUGUGUGUGAACAUGAAGGCUGCAACAAGGCCUUCUCCAACGCCUCAGACCGGGCCAAGCACCAGAACCGCACGCACUCCAACGAGAAACCAUAUGUGUGUAAGAUCCCGGGGUGUACCAAGCGCUACACAGACCCUAGCUCUCUCAGGAAGCAUGUAAAGACAGUCCAUGGACCAGAAGCCCAUGUCACCAAGAAACAACGGAGCGAUGCUCCUCCAAGACAGCAGCCACCCAAAGGCAACGGGGAGAAUGAGGCCAAUUCCAAGCAUGGUGCACGAGGCGUGGACGGCAAGAUUGAGGCCAACAGCACCUCUAGAGGAGUGGAAGACUGUCUACAAAUCAAAUCUAUCAAGACAGAGACCUCUAUGACAUAUCAGUCCAGCCCUGGCGGCCACUCGUCAUGUAGCAGUGAGCCAUCACCUCUCAGCAGCGCCAACAACAACGACAGUGGGGUAGAGAUGGCCAUGUACAGCGGGGGCAGCUUCGGGGACCUCAGUGCUCAGGAUGAGUGCCCCAUGGUUGACUCCACUGUUCCCGCUGGGGGACAGCAGGGUGGGGUGGGGCUUCAGUUAAGGAAAGCCAUGAGUCACAGUGGUGGGGUCACCAUCAAGCUGGAGAACAUCAAGAAAGAAAGGCUGAAGACAGUGAGGGACUCCUGCCCCUGGGUCAACUCUGCACCACAGCCACCGCAGGGCCAACGCAACAGCAUGAAGCUCCCUCCCAUACCUGCAGUCGGUUCCCUGCUGGAGAGCUCCAACAUGAUGAGUAACUUAAGUGGUCUGCACCCCAGCCAACGCAUGAGUGACCUGUCUUCAUGUGAAGUAACGUUGCUGAACCAGCUGAAUGAACGGCGUGACAGCACCACGAGCACCAUCAGCUCAGCUUACACCUUAAGUCGGCGCUCUUCGGGUAUUUCACCCUGCUAUUCCAGUCGUCGCUCCAGUGAGGCAUCCCAGUUUGGUGCUAACCGCCAUAACAAUAUCAGUUCGGCUGACUCCUAUGACCCAAUCUCCACUGAUCUGUCUCGUCGCUCCAGUGAGGCCAGCCAGUGCGGAGUUGGCGGUGUCAGUGGAGGAGGUGGAGGAGGAGGUCUCCCAAGCCUCCUUAGUCUGACACCUGCUCAGCAUUAUCGGCUCAAGGCAAAGUAUGCUGCUGCCAUUGGUGGAGCUCCACCUACUCCUCUCCCCAAUAUGGAUCGAAUGAGCCUGAGGACCCGCAUGGCAUUAUACAGUGAUUCCCAGGAAGGCUCAUCUCAUCCAUUCCAUCAGCCACCCUCUGGAACAGCACCUCGGCGCUGCAGUGACAUUGGAUAUGGCACUCAAAGCAUGAUGCCCCAUGAGGUACCCUCAAACCUUCCACGCCGUGCCAGUGACCCAGUGCGUCGUCCCACACUUGACCACCUUCCCUUUCCAAGGGUCCAGCGCUAUAACAGCAUGAAUAGCAUGAAUCCCCUGAAUGGUACAUCAGCUGCAGAACGCCACCACGCACUAGCUAUGCAGGGCUACACUCGCUCUGAUGGUAGCCUACAACGCUACCCAUUUGCCCCCAGACCACCUAGCAUUUCUGAGAACGUAGCCAUGGAGAACAUGGCAGUGGAUGGGAUGAUUGGGGGAGAGCAGAGUGGGGAGGAUGAUAUGGUCCUUCCUGAUGAUGUGGUGCAGUACCUCAGGUCCCAGAAUUCUGGCCCCUCAGGUCACAACUCGGGGCAAGUGGACUAUCAUUCCAACAGUCAGACUCAGGGUUAUCAGACAGGCAUGGCCCCACCAGCAUCAUUUUAUGCACAGAGGAGGAUGGCCAUGGUGGAUGCCACCAUGACUCAGUCUGGUCAGGAUCUGCCCUUCUCAGCACCAUCAGACAACAUGAACAAGAAUAACAUGCCGGUGCAGUGGAAUGAGGUGAGCUCGGGAACUGUGGACACCACAACCAAGCUCUCCAGGCAACAGCAUCCUUUCAGGGGGAACUUAGCUGUUGUUCAGCAGAGGCACAAUUUUGGAUCCUUCCAGGCACAAGGUCAGGGCCUGGGCAGCAACCAGCAGGUAGCGCCUAUGAGUCAGAAUAUGUCUAUGCAGGGAUAUGCAAACCACAACAGCCAGAGGCUGAUAAACAUUAUCCACCAGCAGAAUCAGCAACAGAGGCAAUGCAGCAAUGUAAACUUUAGUGAGCAAAUGAGUCCUCAGCAGGGUUAUGGCCAAGAGGCAAUCCCAAAUUCUAUAGCUGGGAGCACUAGCGUGAGACCUACCCGCAACAGUAUGGCAGAUCCAGAACUGCAAAGUUACAGAGCAAGGACACAGACUGAUGGGUAUUCUCAUGUGAACCAAGAGGACCAGCAGCAAAAUUACAGUGUUCUCUCCCAACAGCAGCAGCAUAACAUCCAUAAUGGAAGCAGAGGAAUGUUACAACCCCGGCCUCCCACAGAGCCCAAGUCUAUUGCCAGACAACAUACAGGUUCUAGCAUGAUGCAGCCAAGCCGAAUACCUAAGUCAACUGAUUUGAACCACAGUCACGGUAAUGACACAUCAGAGGCAAGCCCAAAGAGGCCCAGUGGGUCAGCAGCCCACAACAGCAACUCUGAAAACCUGAAUUCUGCUGUGUUCUACACAGGUCAGAUUCGUAUGUUUGAGCCAACUUCUGUGAGCUUUGAUACCCCCAUGUCACCCCGUGCCAGCCAAGCUCCCAUCAACAGCAACACUGCAGCAGCCAACAUGGCCUCACCAGGAGUCAACCAAGUCUCCAGCAGUACAGUGGAUUCUUCCACUGGUGGAUCUGGUGGCACAGAGCAUGCCCAGAUUGACUUUGAUACCAUGCUAGAUGAUGGAGACCACUCCAGCUUGAUGUCAGGUACCCUGAGUCCUGGCCUUCUGCAGAGCCUCUCCCAGAGUUCCUCACGUCUGACCACCCCUCGUAAUUCUGUCACCCUCGCAUCUGUGCCAGCGGGGAUUGGCAACAUGGCCAUCGGUGACAUGAACUCCAUGCUCACAGCUUUAGCUGAAGAAAGCAAGUUCCUCAACAUGAUGAGCUGAGAGAAAUCAAACACCUCAUCCACCCAUUCUUACCAUUUCUACAUCAGGAAUAUAUGGACUAAUAUAUGGACUACGCAAGAAAGCACUGAUUGAACAAUGCAAAACUGGUUAUUUUACACAUUUUUCUUCAUUGUCCAUAGUGAUAUGCUUUUCUUGUAAUAUUUGCUUCAGAUUAUGUUACAUUAAAACUGAAUAGUAAGUAUAGCUAGGGUUAAGGACCAUUUUCUAUCAUCAUUUGUUAAAAAGCCAUACUUUUUAGCUACGAAUAUAUGAUAGCCCAGGGUAUAUAAAUGCAUCUACAGACAACUGCCAUUAAGUAUUUGCUGGUGUAAAAGCCCUUUAGAAAGUGGUGCACUGAGAGCAGUUCACAUAGUGCCUUGCUGAGGACAUCAAGGUUGAACGUCUGAGUAUGACAUGAGAACAGAGUUACCAAGAAAUGGACAUGAUGUGUAGAUAUCAGAUAAUAUUUUCUCAUGAAGACCUUUAUGUGUAUAGAUUAUACUGUAUGGUACUUGCUUUAAGUUAUGCUAUAGACUAUUGGCGUUUGGACUAGGGCUGUCAAAAGUACAGUAACAUAAAUACUACCAUAAUUCAAAAGGAGUAAUAAACAAAUUUUAAAUAUAUAUAUUUUUUAAAUGACAAUUUUUUUUAUUUCCACAAAACAUAUUCUCACAAGGUUAAGCUAUGGUUUGCUGUACCUUCUAUGUGCACAGCUCAGAAUGUGAGACAGAUGAAGCCAAUUAUAGUGCUAACCUGGAACAGACACUAUAAAAAAAAAAGUAUAUAAUAAUUGUGUAAAACUAAUGUAUGUAUGUAAAUGUAUGUUUCUACACAAAUUAUUUCAGAUCUACAGUGUCUUAAGCUUUUCAUUUCACUGCCAAACGUGAUGGUGCUUAAAGCAUCAGUGCUGUUUAGGCUGAUGAACGUGGUCUGAGCCCAACAACAAACCACACAUGUAGAAAUUGAUACAUGCCUAUUAUGAAAGCAACAGUAAACAUUAACUGAUAUUUCAGUUUAAAGGUGAAUGGUGGUUAAUUCAACUAUCUUGCAGCAUAAGAACUAAGCAAAGAAGUGUUAUUGUAGCAGCCUGUCUCGUGCACAACUUGUGUAUUGCUGAGUUUCAGUUAAUUCAAUUCAAUUCAGUUUUAUUUAUAUAGCGCCUUCCACAAUCAAAAUUGUCUCAAAGCGCUUUAAUUACGCCUUGAUUUUGGCGUAAAGGUUUAUUUGUGAGCAAAAUUCUGAGUAAAUUUUCCAGCAAAAUGUGAGCUAAAUUCUGAACAAAUUUUACUCACAUUAAACAUAGUGGUGGUAUAUAUAUUUUUUGUUUUGUUUGUUUUGUUUUUAUUUUAUGAAAGUAAAUAUACAGUAAUACCAUUCAAUCAGAAAUUUGUCACUAAUUGCUUUUUACAAAAUGAAGCCUUUGACAGCUCUAGUUUAAACACGUGGUUGUACAAAAUUAUAGUCCACAGUUAUUAAGUGCUUUUUGAUCAUGGUCUGAGCUCCUGGGGAUGGCACUGAUGAACACUGAACAGAUUUCCUUCUUUGCCCUCUGGAUCAGAGGCAUUAACUCUCCAUGGUCCCAUCUCACAAGGGUAAAUAAUUGGAAAGGACAAGGAUAUGUCUAUCAGGGCACAUGAACCCCUGUGUCUGAUGAAGAGCAUUCUCUAAAAGAAUAUACAAGUACCUCUGUGCGUUCUCAGUAGAGAGCCAACCCUAAUUAACACAUUCAUACCGCCUCCCUUCACUGCACCCCAUACCUCCCCUGGGUUCUGGAUGAACUGCAGAGAGUCCAGGAAGGGACUCUGACUUUGAUAAUGAAAUCCUGCUUCUGACAGGAUUGGUGAACUAGCCCUCCAAAUUCCUCAGUUUUAUUAUGUUUGCUGAAUUUCUAAGUACCCUUUCAAAUGUUUGUGUGUAUGCUACCAUUCACUUUUACUAUGCUCAGUGUGUAUGAGUUUGUAUGAGUGUGUAUAUAGCUUUUGUACAUUUAAAAUAAAGUAUCUCUU
Toxotes jaculatrix (banded archerfish) is the source of this 7040-nucleotide messenger RNA. RefSeq names its product GLI family zinc finger 2a (gene gli2a). Lineage: Eukaryota; Metazoa; Chordata; Actinopteri; Toxotidae. The record is from RefSeq and is a predicted model, not a curated record. The coding region runs from base 493 to 5034 and encodes 1513 amino acids. Gene Ontology annotation, cellular component: nucleus. Gene Ontology annotation, biological process: regulation of transcription by RNA polymerase II; smoothened signaling pathway. Gene Ontology annotation, molecular function: DNA-binding transcription factor activity, RNA polymerase II-specific; RNA polymerase II cis-regulatory region sequence-specific DNA binding. The transcript is spliced from 14 exons.